GCAUGUGCCAUUUUGCCUCAUUAAUGCUCCGAGAUUCGAAAAAUACGCUCACACGUUGUGAUUUACAGCUACGAAACGGGACGAGAGCUGUGAGCGUCUCUGCGCAGCGCCAGCAGCCGUGCAUUCCCUACACUGCAGCCUCUGCACAGCAAGCAGUCGCGAUGCAAUCGCGUCGACGCGGCGCUGUGGUCGUCGCAUCGCUGCUCACAAGAGCGCAAGCCCUCGACGUGGUGCUGAGCGAGCGCCGAGGCAGCGGAGCAGCGAGGAAAUGGCGGGUCAGCGACCGCAUCACGCCACUCACGAAUCAACGACCAUCGCUCCGCUCUUUGAAGGCCGCGGCGAGGGAUGCAUUGGUGCCCUCGACGACGGUCGCGCCGGAGUACACGCGCUACCAAGCGUGGCACGUCGCACAAGAUCUGUCCACGCAGCUGCGAAGCACGCUGGCGACGUCCGCUGUUUUUCAGGGGCUGGGCAUGGGCUCCGGGAACGCCGCCACCGCGCUGGCCGCCACCGUCGCGUGGCUCUCGCGCGACGCGUCGGGCAUGGUCGCGAGUCUAGCGGCGACCGCUCGGUUAGCCCCCCGCUUAGAUGGAGACUGCCGGCGGUGGCGGUUCCUGGGCGACGUGUGCGUCGACGCUGCUUUAGUUAUUGAGCUCGCGACGCCGCACGCGCCACGAUCAAUGUUCGUGCCGAUGCUCUGCGCCGCGUCGGUGCUCAAGGCGCUCUGCGGCGUGCUGGCGGGCGGCGCCAACGCGGCGGUCAGCGCGCACUGGGCGGCGUCGAGCGCGGAUUUUGCGGAAGUGCAGGCUAAAGGUGCAGCUGUGGGCACUCUCUCGGGGCUCCUCGGCCUGGGCCUGAGCCUGGCGGGCGCGGGGCUCGCCAGUCGGGGCAACCUUGGUGGCGUGAAGACGGCAUGGGCGGCAUUCGGCGCGUUGACGGCGCUGCACGUCGUCUGCUGCGCCGCGGGGCUCAAGAUCCUCCGCUUGCGACGCCUCGGCUGCGCGCGGCGCUUCUACCUCGCCGUCGACGCCGUAGAAACGACCGGGCGGGCGCCCACGCCGGCGGAGCUGGCGGCCCGCGACCGCGUCAUCGGCGCCCCCGACGGCUUUCGGGCCGCCGGCGCGUCGGUGUUGCUGCGGCGCGUCCGCGACCGGCCCGCGCUGCUCGCCGAGCUCCUGCGCGAGGCGCGCGGCCGCUACGUGUGCCUGCCGGGACGGGUCGUCGGCUUGCUCGCCGGCGCGACGCCGCGCGACGAGCGGGCCGCGUUGUUACAUGCGCGACGAGGCGUGGCGCCCGACGAGGCUUCCCUCGACGCCAUCGACGACGCGCUCCGGAAGGCCGGGUUCGAUCUCGACGCGCGAUUGUUUCCCGCGGGCGGGCCGGUGCUUGAAGUCGUCGAUGAGGGCGUGAGUUGACGAGAAUGUAUAGUUACGGUGCUAGGACGAGUAAUUUUAAGUUUGCUAGUGUCUUACAAGCGCUAGCUCGAUUAUUUUUGCCUGCGUGUCUCUCCAAUCCUUGCUCCGUGUGCUGUCGUAUUGCAAGUUCUGACGGCGAGAGUGCUCAAGGUUAUCAUGGCACGUCUUAUCAUCGCAUUGGCGCUGCUUUCCGGCUCGGCAUCCGCCCUCCUUGCACCUGUAGCAAGAGCGCCCAGCCCGGUCGUGCGCUCGGCUUUACUCAACGCACCGAGGAAAGAAGGAUCGUGGUAUGAUGGCCUCUCAACGGACCCCGGUGCGGCCGGCAAGGUCACGCAGGCCGCCAAGGACUACGCGGACACCGUGGCCAACAACGACGUCCAGAUGGACGACGUGAUUGCCGUCAUCGACAGCGAGUUCGAAUACACGGACGUCGGCUUUUCGGUGGGCGCCGUCGAGAACAAGCCGGGCACGAACGUCAAGUCCUCGAAAAUCCUGAGCUACGCCUACCUCACGAAGAUGGACACCGAGACGGCGCUCAAGUGCUACGGCGAGGUCUACCGGGAGGUCAAGGCCGACCCGAACGGCGACUCGCACGGCAACAUCCGCGCGCUCAUGAAGGGCGGCACGGAGUGCGUCAAGUUCCCCUUCGGCCUGUCGCUGACCCCUAAAUUAGUGGCGGGCGACGAGGAGUACGACUCGGCGAAGGGCCUCGCGGCGUCGUCGGCCAUCGGCGCCGGCGACGACUGGGACGUCGACUCGGACAUCUGGAUCCCCGUCGACGGCGUCGAUUUGUCCUAA
This is a messenger RNA of Pelagomonas calceolata, 2213 nucleotides long. The record is from the annotation of a GenBank genome assembly. Lineage: Eukaryota; Pelagophyceae; Pelagomonadales; Pelagomonadaceae.